Messenger RNA from Stegastes partitus (bicolor damselfish), 4091 nucleotides. RefSeq names its product kelch repeat and BTB (POZ) domain containing 2 (gene kbtbd2). The record is from RefSeq and is a predicted model, not a curated record. Gene Ontology annotation, molecular function: protein binding. Bases 622 to 2520 code for a protein of 632 amino acids. The transcript has 4 exons. Lineage: Eukaryota; Metazoa; Chordata; Actinopteri; Pomacentridae.
GGCCUCAGGUUGUCCGCUGCUCGGCGCUUCCACACAACUCUUUAAUGUCUCAAUCCGGCGUGAGGAGCCCACCUGACGCUCAGUGCUGACGAAAACCAGCCGCCGCGACGGUUCGGUGUGCGGAGCCUGCCCACGGUUACUACAAGGAGGCCCGGAUUUGCGGUUGUUGGAGCGGUUUUCACGGGAGAAGUGGCUCAGUCAGACCGUGACUGACGCAGCAGUGUUGCGACAGUAGUCGCUCUCCGUCUACCUCCAGUCCUCAGUGCCUCGCUGCAUGACCUCACACAGCAGAUAGACCCAACGAGGGGAAACGGCCCCUUCCUCACCCCGGACCCCUUCCUCUGCACUCCUGACGGUGACACUUGGUCGCCACAGCCUUCUCCUCUUGGCCUUCAGCUCGUCUCCAGCAGAAGGAGCAGUGGAAUAUUUCCCUCACAGGAGCUGAACACCUCCACUCGGGCCAGUGGAGGUGUUGAAGAGUUGUCCCCCCCUCCCCCUCCCCCCCAUUCAUCCCUUUGAAUCUUUGAGAAUAUAUAUUUUUUUUUCUCCUGGUUGGCUUGAGUCCGGUUCUGCCGGCCGCGUGACUUUUCAAAACUGGGGCGCGAUUCAUGGGAUGCAACCAUGUCGGAUCUCAGUGAGCGCAGGCCGGUCAACACGGACUACGCUGUCUCCCUGCUGGAGCAGCUCAAGUUCUUUUACGAACAGAAAUUACUGACUGACGUUGUGCUGCUGGUGGAGGACACAGAGUUCCCAUGUCACAAGAUGGUCCUGGCCACGUGUAGCUCCUAUUUCAGGGCGAUGUUCAUGAGCGGCCUCAGCGAGAGCAAACAGACCCACGUCCACCUGAGGAAUGUGGAUCCAGCCACGCUGCAGAUCAUCAUCACCUACGCCUACACGGGCAACCUGGCCAUCAGCGACAGCACGGUGGAGCCGCUCUACGAGACCGCCUGCUUCCUGCAGGUGGAAGACGUCUUGCUGCAGUGCAGAGACUAUCUGGUGAAGAAGAUAAACGCUGAGAACUGCGUCCGCAUGCUGAGCAUCGGCGACCUCUUCAGCUGCAGCGAGCUAAAGCAGAGCGCCAAGCGAAUGGUGGAGCACAAGUUCCCCAUGGUGUACCGACAGGAGGCCUUCCUGCAGCUCUCCCACGAGCUGCUCAUAGACAUCCUGAGCAGCGACAACCUCAACGUGGAGAAGGAGGAGACGGUGCGCGAGGCGGCCAUGCUGUGGCUGGAGUACAACAUGGAGGCGCGGUCGCAGCACCUGUCCUCGGUGCUCAGCCAGAUCCGCAUCGACGCCCUGUCGGAGGUGACGCAGCGAGCCUGGUUUCAGGGGCUGCCGCCCAACGACAAAUCUGUGGUGGUCCAAGGCCUCUACAAGUCCAUGCCCAAGUUCUUCAAGCCUCGGUUAGGCAUGACCAAGGAGGAGAUGCUCAUCUUCAUGGAGGCCAUGUCGGAAACGCAGGGCGAGGUGUACGUGCUGUCCACGUCGGUGCCUACUACGGUGGUGUGUUACAGCCCGCAGGCGGAGAAAGUCUACAAGCUCUGCAACCCCCCAGGAGACCUGCAGAAGGUGGGAACCCUCGUUACUCCGGACAACGAUGUGUUCAUCGCCGGCGGACAGAUUCCUCUCAAAAACUCUAUCACCAACCACGGCAAGAGCGGCAAGUUUCAGGCCGUCUUCCGCUCGGUCGACAGCUUCUUCUGGUUCGACGCCCAGCAGAACUCCUGGGUGCCCAAAACCCCGAUGCUGUGUGCCCGAAUCAAGCCCUCGCUGGUCUGCUGCGAAGGCUACAUCUAUGCAAUCGGCGGCGAUAACGUCGGAGGGGAGCUGAACAAGCGAACGGUGGAGCGCUACGACUGCGAGAAGGACGAGUGGAGCAUGAUGAGCCCGCUGCCCUUCGCCUGGAACUGGAGCACCUCGGUGGUGGCGCACGACUGCAUCUACGUCAUGACCCACGACCUGAUGUACUGCUACUUCCCCCGAGCCGACACCUGGGUGGAGAUGGCCAUGCGCAAGACCAGCCGCUGCUUCGCGUCCGCCGCCGCCUUCGGCGACCUCAUCUUCUACAUCGGCGGCCUCCACGUGGUCAGCAACUCCGGCAUCCGCCUGCCGACCAGCACCAUCGACGGCUCCUCGGUCACCGUGGAGAUCUACGACGUCAACAAGAACGAGUGGCGCCUGGCUGCCAACAUCCCGGCCAAGCGCUACUCGGACCCGUGCGUCCGGGCCGUGGUGCUGCUCAACUCGCUCUGCAUUUUCAUGCGCGAGACCCACAUGAACGAGCGCGCCAAGUACGCCAUCUACCAGUACGACGUGGAGCUGGACCGCUGGCACCUGCGGCAGCCCGUGUCCGAACGCGUGCUCUGGGAUCUGGGGAAGGACUUCCGGUGUGCGGUGGGGAAGCUGUACCCCUCCUGCCUGGAGGAGUCCCCCUGGAAACCCCCAACCUACCUCUUCUCCCCCGACGGAGCCGAGGAGUUCGAGGUGGACGGGGAGCUGGUGACCCUCCCUCACGUAUAGCUCUUAAGCUCCCCUCCCCUACCUCACCUCGCUGACUGAACCUAGACUGAGGGACGAACAUGAAGGGGGGGGGACAUCGGAUCUCUUAGAAAUGAAAGGGUUUGACGUUAUCCGUGUCGUGGAGGGAUCUCUGGACUUUGGAGGCUGUUACUGACCAAACAGUGCAGCCGUGAAAAGAAAAAACAAGCUUGGAGCGAGAAGAUGCCCCUCAACAAUACUAGUAAUCUGAAAAAUUCUGUUUUUGGUUCUUUUUUUUUUUUUCCUCCUUCUUAUUUUGUCAGUCGUGACACCUGUUAGAUAUUCUUGCGUCUGUCAUACUGUUUCUACAAUGUGAUAAUCUAAACGUCAGCUGAUUUUGUGAUGAUGAUGAUGAUGAUGAGGAUGAUGAUGAUGCACUUAACUGGUAAAACCUUCUCGUAAAUGACAAUGGCAACUGUACCAAAAUCCACCAGCCCCCUUCUUUCAGAUCGUGGCUUCCCUCUCUUCCCCUCUUCUCCUCUUCCUCCUCCUCUUCCUCUUCUCUCAUUACUGAUAAAGGAAUACUCCGCGAAAAACCCAAACAUUCACCAUUUUUGCUGAUAAAUGGUUAAACACGCGAGCAACUGAUGAUUUGGUGUCAAACUACGAGCUCAGAGGUCAAUAAUCAACCUUUAAGUUCAGCGGUUAACGUGAUAAUAAUCUGAUUUAUCCACCAAAAGCCACAAAACGCACUCGACUGUUUGUCAAACUGCAGCGUGACGAGUUUUCUGGUGAACUGGUCGUUCUUAUUGUGUUUGUAAAGGAAAAAAAACUGCGAAAAUAUUCAGUUUACAGUGAGAUAAAACAGCAAAUCUUCACAUUUUCAGUGCUGAAACCAGAAAUCGUGGAGUUUGAGGAAAUAUUUGUGCAGGUUUUGUCAAACUACGAAGUCGUAGGUCAGUAAUCGACCUUCAUGUUCAGCUGUUAACCUGAUAUCAGCCACAAAAUACAGAUUAGUUUUAAAGCUUGACAAGUAUUCUGGUAAUUGUUUAAUAUCACAGUUUAUGAAACAGAAAAACAAACUGCAGAAAUAUCCGGGUAGCUACGAUGUAAAACCAGAGAACGUUUUCAUUUCAGAUAUUCUGACCUUCACUUUUCAUCAUCGUAAACAAGCCUCAGAUCCUCUUCUGCUGCUGUGAUAAACGGCCUUUAAUGGAGCCUUAAUGAACCAGAACAAGCAGUUUGAACACUUCAGUCAGAGAAGAACUGAACUGAAAUCUAAAGAUGUUCUUAUGAUUUACAACCAACCAGCAGGUAACGUUUUCAGGAGAGUUAAAAACUUCUUUUCACCAGAAAUCAGAGAAAUGAUGAGCUGCAGUCUUCAUACGUUGCUUUAGAUUCUCCUGACAGCUACAUGGAAACAUGACCAGAACAUGUUUGUGCAGGUUUGGACCUUUACGCUAUGAAUUUAGUUUUAAACCACUAGUUUGUUGGUAAAUAAUCAACCUUCAGUUAACAUGAUAUCAGUCGAUUCUGUCCACAGACGGCCACAAAAUGCAGCUGAAAGUUUGACCUGAAACGGAAAAAACUGUCCAAAACUGCAAAAAUAAUCA